AUGCACUCGUCUGUCCUCUCCCUUCACUAUGUCCAUAACUCGCUUUUCUGCUCCACGAUUGUUUCACCAACUAAGACGUGUCGCAUCGUUAACGCAAAAUUUGAUACGACCGCUCUCCUUUAUAACGAGUCGCGCCGAGGCGCCACACUACAACUAAAUAAUAUACCUAAUUUUAGAAAUCCUUCUAGUUUUGUUGCUUCUAGCAAAACUUGUGCUAGUAAGCCGCAAUAUGCGCGCAUUGGCGACGAGAACUGGAAUUUAAUUCGGAUGUUUCUUCUCUCAGGGAGUGACGGCUUGUGA
Messenger RNA from Spodoptera littoralis (African cotton leafworm), 300 nucleotides. NCBI's taxonomy places the organism in Eukaryota, Metazoa, Arthropoda, Insecta, Lepidoptera, Noctuidae. The record is from the annotation of a GenBank genome assembly.